Molecule: messenger RNA, 708 nt
Organism: Synchytrium microbalum
Lineage: Eukaryota; Fungi; Chytridiomycota; Chytridiomycetes; Synchytriales; Synchytriaceae
Exons: 7
Coding region: 1-708 (235 amino acids)
Cellular component (GO): SAGA complex
Source: RefSeq, a predicted model, not a curated record
AUGAGUGUAAAAUCGUCUCAAGGCUCGUCUUGGACAAAGUUCAGGACUGAUUUUCUCGACCCAGAAACAAACAAUACAAGCCCUGAAGAGGGAGAUUCAAAUCCAUAUGGUCUGGCUAUCGGCGAUGAAGUCCCCGUAGUCACUUGCAAUGGUUGCUCUCGUCCUGUAUUGCAGACAUCACUAUUGGCACAUUUGGAGAUAUGCACUGGCGCUGACGGGCCCUCCAACAAGAAAAUCAAAACUGAGCAUCCUCCCAUCAACUCAUACAAGGAAGAAUCGCCUCCAAUCAUGAUCAACGAUUCUUACAUGACUGGCAAAUCAAAAAAGGGAAUCAACUUGGACGAACAAUGUGGUGUUCUCAUAGAUGGAAUCCGAUGUACAAGAUCAAUCCUCUGUAAGAAACAUCCAGUUGCACAAAAGCGUGCUGUUAUGGGGAGAUGUAAGCCAUACGAUGUAUUGGCUCUGAGGUUUGGAAACGCGUCUCAACAGAGAUCCAAUUCAAACAAAAUCAAAGCAGGAGCAGCAGGAACAGUACCACCCAAACCAUCACGUCUGAAAAAUGGAAUACCUGAUAUGGUCACAAGUGAAGAUGAAACUCAAUCUGUCUUUGAUGCCAUUCGCUUCCAUAUACCACAACCGAUCGCCACGCUCAACUAUCCCAAAGUGAAACGAUACACCGUUGUCGUAGUCAAGUUAGUGAAGGCAUAA